CGGCGAGGCGGCUUCGCAGGCAGUGACGCUUGCGGCCAAGCCUGACGGCUUGAGUUCGACCCUGAGCAUGGAUUUUUCUGUGUAACAGUCCUGGCUGUCCUGGAACUCGCUCUGAAGUGCUGGGACUAAAGGCUGUCCUUGGAUGCUCCUCACCCCGUGGAGACUCAGUGCCAGGUCACAACUCAACCAUUGUGAACUUCAAGAACUAGGAAGAGCCAAGCCAGACCGCCAUACGGCCACAUCAUUACAGGGCAGCCUGUGGCCUCUGCAGGCCCCAUAGGAGGGUCCACCCCACCACUGCGUGCAUUGACCAGGCCACUUCCCAGUUGCACCCUUGCGAGUGAGGACCCGUAGACAGCUCCCAAGAUGGGUGAAAGGAAAGGCCAAAACAAGUACUACCCCCCGGACUUCAACCCAGAGAAGCAUGGCUCUCUCAACCGAUACCACAACAGCCACCCCCUUCGAGAACGGGCUCGGAAGCUGUCACAAGGCAUCCUUGUCAUCCGAUUUGAAAUGCCGUACAACAUCUGGUGUGAUGGCUGCAAGAACCACAUCGGCAUGGGUGUGCGCUACAAUGCAGAAAAGAAGAAGGUUGGCAAUUACUACACAACUCCAAUCUACAGGUUCCGAAUGAAAUGCCACCUCUGCGUCAACUACAUCGAGAUGCAAACAGACCCUGCCAACUGUGACUAUGUCAUCGUGAGUGGUGCCAGCCGCAAGGAGGAGCGCUGGGAUAUGGAAGACAAUGAGCAGGUGCUGACCACAGAGCAUGAGAAGAAAGAGAAACUGGAGACGGACGCCAUGUUUCGCCUGGAGCAUGGCGAGGCCGACCGCAGCACGCUGAAGAAGGCCCUGCCUACACUCAGCCACAUCCAGGAGGCACAGAACGCCUGGAAGGAUGACUUUGCUCUGAAUAGCAUGCUGCGCAGGCGCUUCCGGGAAAAAAAGAAAGCCAUGCAGGAGGAGGAAGAAAAGGACCAGGCGCUACAGGCGAGGGCCAACUUAGCCAUCCCUCUCGUGCCGGAAUCAGAGGACGACCGCAGACUGGCUGCCCUGCUCAGGCUGCACACCCUGGACUCCUAUGAGGACAAACAGAAACUGAAGCGCACGGAGAUCAUCCACCGCUCUUGGUUCCCCUCGGCCCAGGGACCCAGUGCUAGCAGCAGCAAAGCUAACACUGUCCUGAAGAAGUUGUGCCAGGGCCGCAGACCACCCCCCAGCACCACGGGCACAGUGGGGGACCUGGGCAUAGUGAGGAGAAGGUCUCAAGAAGUUCCAGAAAGUCCCCAGUGUGCAGCAGACAGUCCCUUGUCAGCAGAACCAAGAGGGCCACCAGGAGCCACCCAGGACAGACCUCAAGAGACAGCAGAAUCCACGAGGAACUGUAGAGACCAGGCCUUACCCCUGGGUUCCUCCCAGGAGGACCUGCUAUGCCCCAGCAACCCCAGUGCCUCCCUGGUGGCUGACUACUCGGACUCAGAGAGCGAGUAAGGGAGUCAGAAUUCCAGGGACCAGAAACCAUUACUUGUCCAGACCUUACGGACUGCAGGCCUCACUGCUGCCGGCCCAGCCACAGACUUCUCUCCCUAUAGAGAUCAUUAUUUAUUUAGUUUCGCUGAGGAUGUCUGUGCCUUGGUAGAACCCCUGACACCGUAACAUUAAAGCCCUGUUCUUUGUCCCUGC
Microtus oregoni (creeping vole) is the source of this 1683-nucleotide messenger RNA. It is a transcript of the gene Yju2b, whose product is annotated as YJU2 splicing factor homolog B. Gene Ontology annotation, cellular component: post-mRNA release spliceosomal complex; U2-type spliceosomal complex. Gene Ontology annotation, biological process: mRNA splicing, via spliceosome. The coding region runs from base 367 to 1491 and encodes 374 amino acids. Lineage: Eukaryota; Metazoa; Chordata; Mammalia; Rodentia; Cricetidae. The record is from RefSeq and is a predicted model, not a curated record. The transcript has 11 exons.